Molecule: messenger RNA, 1671 nt
Organism: Rhizoctonia solani
Lineage: Eukaryota; Fungi; Basidiomycota; Agaricomycetes; Cantharellales; Ceratobasidiaceae
Product: transmembrane and coiled-coil 2 domain protein
Exons: 5
Coding region: 1-1671 (556 amino acids)
Biological process (GO): protein folding in endoplasmic reticulum
Cellular component (GO): membrane; cytoplasm
Source: RefSeq, a predicted model, not a curated record
AUGCUGGUAAAGAUAACCAAUGGGGUGUCAUUGUGCUCUGUGCUUCUAGGUCACUAUACUUCUCUUGCUCUUGCACGUCAGGCGACGUCCUAUGAUUCAGCGACUCAGCAUACCGCCAUCACCACCACCGCUCCAUCUUCACCAUCAGCCAGUGUCCAACCAACCCAGCUUUUCUCACAGAACAACCCAUUUCGGCUCAUUGUCCCUCCUUCCGAGCCUGUGUGCUGCUUGAUACCAGUGGAAGGCAAGGCACUGGCCUUGAGUUCUACGGAGAUCAGAACUACAGAUUAUCAUACGCCAACGGUUGUCGCACCUUUCUCUGAGGAGUCUACAGUGGCAUCCGAGACGACCAGCACUAUCCUGAUUCCGGUCGUCGAAACUGUGGGAGAGGCCAUUCCCGAGUUCUUUCCUAUUGAAGGGCGUUUUAACUAUGCUUCUGUGGACUGCACUGCUCGCGUGCAUUCUGCAGGCAAGAGCAUGAAAUCCGCGUCUUCAAUUUUAUCCUCAAAAAAAGAUAAAUAUAUGUUGGCACCUUGCUCGGCAAAAAAUAAGCAUAUCGUCGUCGAGCUAUGUGAUGAUAUACGAGUGGAUACAGUGCAACUGGCAAACUUCGAGUUCUUCUCCGGAGUGUUCAAGGAUAUCGCCAUAUAUCUAGGGCGAACCAACAAUCCACAUUCACCAAAGUUAAAUUGGGUCGGUGCAGGCGUAUUUCGUGCCAAGAAUGUCCGUGGUAUACAGACAUUUCGCCUUUACAACCUCCCAAAUACAUUUGAUCGCUACAUUCGGAUUGAAUUUCUCAGCCACUACGGCAAAGAAUACUUUUGCCCAGUGAGCCUACUCCGCGUCUAUGGGCUGACACAGAUGGAGGAUUGGAGGAUAGAGGAAUGGAAGCAAGAAUGGCAAGCACGACGUCCCGCCGGACUUACAAUAUCUAGCGCAGAUGAGGAAGAUUCUCUGAUAUCACGCCCACCAACAGAAGAAUCGACUCAUCAUAGGCAUCAGAAAGGCGAGGGUAUUUCGGUUGAGACAUCUAUCAUCCGGUUCGAAUCUGCGAACCAACGACUCGGCCUUCGCAAUUCCCGCAACUCGUCUGUGGAUAGCCGUAACCCAGUGCACUCUAACAUCACUGAGACUCUUAAUUCGUCGUCCAAUAGCGCAGAAGAUCACAAACCAACUGCGACUGAUUCGAAUAUGAAGAGUGGGAGUGUAAGGCCAUCUAAAUCUAAAACUCAAGAGUCGGCGUCUCCAACAUCUCCUAUGCUCAAAGCCACACAAAUCGCCACACCAAUACCAUCGACUGGUGGGGAGUCUAUAUACCGCACUAUUUGGAAUCGUCUAGAAAUGCUCGAGCGAGGUAGCACGCUUAGCUUGCGUUAUGUCGAGGAGCAAAACCAAUCGGUUCGACAAGCACUCCGUCGUCUCGAGGAGGAAGUGGGAAGAUUGAGAGCACUUACCAAUCGAGAACAACAAGAGUUGCAGCGUUCUAUGAGAAGUGUCCAACAGAAGCAGAUGGAAAUGGAAAAACGAUGGAACACACUUUUGGAGCAAGUGAAUGCGUUGGCAGAAGAGGUAUUGAGCAUGUUUAUUCUUCAGAACAUCCAAUUUGCUUAUCUCAGCUUGGCUAGGUCGUUCUUGAAAAAAGACUUGGCAUUGCGCAGUUAUGUCUUUUGA